Patella vulgata (common limpet) is the source of this 4201-nucleotide messenger RNA. Its product is annotated as glutamate receptor ionotropic, kainate 2. Gene Ontology annotation, cellular component: membrane. The record is from RefSeq and is a predicted model, not a curated record. The transcript has 13 exons. Gene Ontology annotation, molecular function: glutamate-gated receptor activity. NCBI's taxonomy places the organism in Eukaryota, Metazoa, Mollusca, Gastropoda, Patellidae. The coding region runs from base 326 to 2620 and encodes 764 amino acids.
UAAGUGCAUGUUCACGCAAUAUAUUAUACCUGUUGAAAGAUAUAUUUUAUACUCGGAACAGAAGCCAAAACUAGGAUAUAUUUCUGUCUGGUUCUGUGUAUACUCUCUAUGUUACUCAUUAAAGUUUCAUCUAUAGUGAAGUUACGAUUCUGGAGGUACUCUAUCAGUAUCCAAUGUUCCACCGCCUGUUUCAAGAACAACUUUACAGAUCACUUGUAAUAGUCAAAUAAACUUAACAAUUUACUCCGUUGCCGUACAGACUGGUUACCAACUUUUAUUAUAUAGAGAGGUACAUUUGGUAGCUGGGCAGAAAUUUGAUGUAUUGAUGAUAACAGAUGAAGUAAAUAAAGCUCUACAAAAAGAUUUUCACAUAUUUUAUAUUAAGUCUUUACUGUUGAAUUCACGGACAGCAAGUUUUAUAACGGCGUAUUUACCCAAUACAGAAAACGAUUGGUGUGAAAGUGAAUUUGGACAAAAUAAUGAGACGACUGUUUCCCCCACUGGAUCAUCUUUUAAUUCAAGACAAAUUAAUGAAUUUAGUAUAAGUGAUGCUGUUUUCAGUGUUUUAGAAAUGAUAUCAAAUUUAGAUCAUUUAGUGUUAAUGGUUGAGAAUCAUUAUGCGAUAAUUGGUGAUGAAAUCAAGAGGAAAGUUGCAACUAGAGGUGUUCAAAUAACCUACUACCAGACCCGCAUGUUCACUUCAGAUCCAAAUCUCAUUAUUACCCUAGAGACUAUACACACUACCAGACAGAAAUAUAUACUAAUUUUAGCUUCUCUUAAUAGCAUACAAUAUAUCUUUCAGCAGGUAGAUAUAUAUGAACACAGAAAGGGGAAGAAGUUUACAUUAAGUCAAACCACACGAUGGCUGACGGUUGUUCCCGAAACAGAUGAAUCGAAGUCUAUGAUACAGGAAGCAUCAUAUAAUAUAAAUAAUAUAGCUGUAAUAACUGUACCUAAGAUUGGUAUCAUGAGAAAAAUAUCGGAGUAUUUAUCGCUGUCUCCAUUUCAUACCAAUUUUCUGUAUACAUUAUUAUGGAAGCCUGAAGGUCGAAGAUUAAAUCUUGUUGCGUAUCUUAACAGUAGAUGUAUUAGGAAAACGAAUAGAGAUAUAUUUCCAAAUGUUCACUUUGGACUCAACAAUCGAACAUUAGAUGUGGUUGUAAACACUUAUGAACCUUUUAUUUAUAAAACCAUUUUAAAAAAAGAAACUGUAUAUACUGGUAUAUGCAUGGAUUUAUUAAAAGAACUUUCAAGAUUAAUGAAUUUCAGCUAUAUAAUCGUUCAGUCCCAAGAUGGUGAAUGGGGAGAAGUAACUGAAGAUGGAAAUUGGACAGGAAUAAUCGGUGAAUUACAGAAUGAGAAAGCGGAUAUCUCGGUUGCCCCUGUAUCAGCGACGGCCAAACGUAAAGAGGUUGUUAGCUUUUCGUAUCCAUUUUACAUUGAACACACGUCUAUUAUUCUAAAACCAGCAGGUGAACGUGAAAAUAACUGGUUCACGUAUUUUAAACCUUUUAGCUCACACGUGUUGAUAUGUGUGUUAGUUUCACUGGCACUAGGAACCAUGGUAUUGUUUGCUGUUGAGAAAUGGAAUCCAUUUUAUGAAAAACACCCGAAUACUCCAGUUCAGAAUUUCUCGGGUGUGUUUUGGUAUCUUUAUGGGGCAAUGUUAACACAAGGAGGAGAAAGACUUCCAGAAUCACUUGCAGGGCGGAAGUUCAUCAGUUUUUGGUGGUUAUUUUGUAUAAUGUUGGUAGCUAUUUAUAGCGGUAACCUUAUGGCUUUUUUAACCAUUGCUCGAGUCAAUGUACCAUUUGAUACGUUAGCAGGAAUGGUAGAUCAAGAUGAAUAUAAGUGGGGUACACUCGGUGGUUCCGCUUACACGGAUCUCUUUAAUAAUGCCACAACAGAAAUAUACACUCAAAUUGGUAAUGGACUUGCCCGUUUCAGGAAGACAGAUAGUGACGUCAUAAGUUCUGUUCUUGAUGUUCACAAAACUAAAUUGACGCAAGAGAAGUAUGCCUAUGUUGGAGAUAUGAUGGCUCUCCAGUCAUUCAUGAAGGCAAAUAACUGCAGUUUACAUAUAAUAAAAGAGAAAUUUCUUCCCCUAUACUACAGUGUUGCUCUACCAAUGAACUCUAGUCUACAAGAUAUAAUAUCUAAAGAAAUUAUUCGAAUAACUGAAUCUGGAUUAUUAACCAUGUGGAUGAACAAAUGGUUGAGAAACGGACGAUGUCUAGAUGCUACGGGGGCGCUGGAACUAUUAGAGGAUAUGGAAAGCGAGUUUGAUGAUACUGAUAAUGAUCCAGAUUAUAAAACGUCUGAUUCCGAUGGUGAUGAUACUUCUGAUGAUCAGUUCUUCACCACAAAGAAAUCUUCUGCACAUAACAAGGCACGAGAUGAUGUACAUGAUGACCAAGACAACACACAAGAUGGUGGACAACAAGACAACACACACGAUAAUGGACAACAAGGCAACACACACGAUGAUGGACAACAAGACAACACCCAAGAUGAUGGACAACAAGACAACACACAAGAUGAUGGACAACAAGACAACACACAAGAUGGUGGACAAGACAACACACACGAUAAUGGAAAAAAAAGACAAUACACAAGAUGAUGGACAACAAGACAACACACAAGAUGAUGGACAACAAGACAACACCCAAGAUGGUGGACAACAAGACAACACACAAGAUAAUGGACAACAAGACAACACACAAGAUGAAGUAACAGGGAAACAAAACAUUCAGGGGAGCAGAAUAAGACAGGCAAAUCAAGCUAACUGGAAACGAAAUGUCAGAAAGAAGUUAUCUGAAAAAAACCCAUGUCAAUUCAGCUGGAAAACUCAUGUCAGAAAAAACUCCAGUACCCUGUAAUUGUAAUUGCAGAUACAAAUGCAACAUGGAUUUCAAUGAAGAUGAUUGAGCUGCAAUUUGUAAAGCUUGUUGGGAUUUAGCUGACUAUAAGAGACAAAAGGAUUAUCUGCUGUCAAGAAUAGAGGUCUUUAAUGUACAGCGAGUGCGUGUUCAAAAGAACCAACGCAAAAGAGCCAGAAUUCUGUCAAUUUUGUACUCAUUGCCGAAAAUGUCAACAGAAAAAUUACAACAAAAACGUGUAUGUAAGAAAUUUUUCUUAUCAACACUAAACAAGAUAAUGGAUUCUGUGUGUUAAUGUUCAAUUUGUUAAAAUGUAUUUGAAUUAGGUCUUCAGAUAGUGGAUUCUGUGCGUUAAACAUACAUUAUGCAAGAGCUAAAUCUGAUUAUUGCAAGUCUUUAUUUAGGCUUCAGAUGUCAUAGAAAUUAUAAAUUAGAUCUUUAUUUACACAACAAGCACAAAAUCAACUCUGUAGACCCACGGAUGGCUUGGAUUCGGCUUGGAUUUAAAGAGGAUUUCGUUGAUUGAUUAAAUUUUUAAAUGGCGUCGUAAGCGGAGAUUAACCGUUACGUUGACGUCAUACUCCCGGAAAUAAUUUUAGAUCGAGGCUAAAUGAUAGAUUGUGCGAAGCGAGGCCGCUUUUGAGCGUGGCCGCAUGUCAGUCAAUUUGAUUGAAAGUUCGAUAUAUACGGCCUUGAUAUUAUGUUUAGUUGUGGUUAAAAUGAGAGUUUGGAUGUCGGUAUUAUACGCUCUUUUGUCACUUGCGUUUACAGAAAAAUUAUGGAAAUUGAUAAACAUCGCAGCUAACAUCACCCCAGUUAAAUUGCAGCUCCAUUGGAUCACUGUUCGUGAGUUACGUAGACCUACCAGUUACAGUACAAGAGUACACGCAGGCUAACAAGAAGUCGGCUAUAAUUAUGCCUCAUUGAUUUGGUCCAUUCCUUUCAAACUUUCGCUUCUUAUCUAUAUAUUAAAAGUCUUAUUUUUAAUUUGUAGUAAAAAUAAAUGUGAAUCAGUGAUACGAAUUGAAUUGCAACCCCGUCUCAAACCACAGCCAUUGAAAACGUUACUUGAUAAUCGAGAUUAUGUAGGUGGAGUUAACGAUCGGAGACGGUGAAGAGAGAUUUGACUCCUAUUUCUAGUCAAAAAUUACAAUAGUGAUAACUUUGUUCAGAAUAAAGUAAUUUGACUGGAAUUUUCAAUAUAUUCUUCUUUCAUCGUCUAUUUUGAACUGUUAUAGCAAGAAUGGCCAACUCUCUAUUAAAAUCUCCCAUAAUGUACCUUUAAUGUUCAAUUUGUUAAAAUGUAUUUGAAUUACUUGUUU